Molecule: messenger RNA, 1819 nt
Organism: Cyprinodon tularosa
Lineage: Eukaryota; Metazoa; Chordata; Actinopteri; Cyprinodontiformes; Cyprinodontidae
Product: retinoic acid-induced protein 2
Exons: 2
Coding region: 178-1797 (539 amino acids)
Biological process (GO): animal organ development
Cellular component (GO): nucleus
Source: RefSeq, a predicted model, not a curated record
GGAGCGUCUGCGUGCGCAGCUUCAGAACAGAGUCGCUGUGACCGAGCCGUAAUGAGGAGAUAAAUAGAACCCUUAUCUAUUUAUUUUGGGAAUAUUCGGCUUUAAUUGAUCCGCUGAGCGAAGAGGAGCGAACGGAGGUGAAAGCACCGAUGUUCUCCUGGUGUAACGGACUGAAUCAUGGAAGGCAACGAUGACGUGCGUCUUGAUGCAGCAGAGCUACAGAAUGACACGUGCAGCGCUGAGGAGCGAGGAGGGGAGGUCGUCAGUAAAGUGGAAGACGGAGAAAGCCCCCUCAUUGCUGACCCGUGUGACAGCAGCCCGACCAAAGCAGGGAUGUCUAACCACAUAGACGACCCUUCGCCGUCAGCGGUGGGUCCCGCCGCUGAGCCUCCUGGAGGCGUGGCCUUGAAGGUGGCCACCACUGUCCUCCACCCGGUGUGUCUGGGAGAGAGUCCGCUGAUGCUGCCCAUCCACCUCCAGAUGGCCGGAGCAGCCGCGCCUCCGCUGGGACAAAUAGGCGCAGCACCGUUCUUGAUAGCGAGCCAAAGCCCGGUUUCUCUCCCUCUGGUUCUGGACCAGCAGGUCCUACAGCACAUGAGUCCCUCUGUGAUCCCUCAGCCCCCCCCCUGUACGCAGUUACCCCUGCAGAACCUUUGUCAGAACCCUCUGACGUUUGCUUUACCUCCGGCUCUUGACCCGAAGGGGGCAGGACAAACGCAGGAAGAGAACCUGUUGUCUCUUCUGCAGAAUCCAGCUUUUGCAGCUAUUCUGCAGGAUCUCUUCCCUCCCCAGUCAGGAUCAUCCUCCUGUCAGUCCCCAGGCUCUGCCUUUUUCCCCCUCCCUCCUCUCACACCCCCUUACACCUCCCCUUUGGCUCCUCUAGUUCCUCCUGCCACGCUCUUAGUCCCCUAUCCUGUGAUCAUUCCCCUACCAGUGCCUCUGCCCGUCCCCCUCCCCAUCCCCAUCCCGGUUGCUCCAAGUGAGGACUCAAAAGGGAGCCAGCCAAAACCAGUUUGCACUGUGAGUAAAAGCACUCAGACGUCACCCAGAGAUACUACCUCUCCCUCUUUGUCUUCAAGGAAGUGCGUUUCUCAUUCCCAGCCACCGAACGCGCCCCUGACCUCGCUGCCUUUAGAGGAGGGACAGGUUCUGGACCUCUCUGUCAAGGCGUGUCCGAUCGAACCGAAACAGGAAUAUCCCAGUCCUCACCAGGAAAACGUUCUCGACCUGUCUGUGCCUGGCGUGAGGAAAACCUGUGUUCAGUCGGAAAGGAAAGUAUCCUUAGAGUCAGGCCAGGGUGCGCCCAGCGCUGCUUUGUCCCUGGGUGUCCAAUGCUCUCCAGCUUUAGACUCCAAACUCCUGGGCAGCCUGACCUCGCUGGAGUUCAGCCGGCAACACAAGUGGCUGGUGGACACCGGCGUGGCUAGUUCCAGCUCUCUGGGCCAAGAGGCCUCUCUCAGCGGAGCCGGAAACCUGGAGAUAGUGAGCACGUCGCAGACAGCCAAGGUCAUCGUCUCAGUUAAAGAUGCCAUUCCCGCCAUCCUCUGUGGGAAAAUCAAAGGUCUAUCAGGAGUCUCAACCAAGAACUUCUCCAUCAAACGGGACGGCAGCCAGGCGGCCUCGCUGCAGCAGCUCUAUGGGAUGCCGUCAUCGUCUCACGGGGAGCAAGACCCCAACAACCCUCAUAAAAAGGUCACUAAAAACAGAGCCAUCAAGCUAAAGAAGGUCAGCUCCCAGGAGAUCCACUUCCUUCCAAUUAAGAAGCAGAGACUCGCAGCAUUGCUGCCCAGGAAGUGAGAGUGCUCACCAGAGGGGGGGG